Striga asiatica is the source of this 1352-nucleotide messenger RNA. NCBI's taxonomy places the organism in Eukaryota, Viridiplantae, Streptophyta, Magnoliopsida, Lamiales, Orobanchaceae. The record is from the annotation of a GenBank genome assembly.
AAUGUGAUAGAAAAUCAACGGCUAAAAUCUUCUUUACUCCUAUGUUUUCUUGCAAUCAUAUAAAUGUCACAUGUUUCUCAAAAACACGUGCUUUAAAUUUGAUUUUCUUCAAUCAUUCAAAAAACAUGGAAUUAUAAACUAUAAAGCAAUUAAUGCAUAUCUCAAGACUCAGAGUACUCUGUUUUCUCAUUCUCCCUCAGCUUAAAGCAAGCAAAAUUUUUAGACAAUGGUAGCUCAACCGCACGACGGGCUCGAAUUCUGGCAAUUCAUGGUGGCGGGCUCGUUAGCCGGGUCAGCGGAGCACAUGGCCAUGUUCCCGGUCGACACUCUCAAAACCCGCAUGCAAGUGGCCGCCAUUAACUCUUCCUCGCGAGCCCAAUCACCGACAACACUCGUUCAGUCCAUCAUGAAGCUCCGAGGCCCAUCGGGCUUGUACCGCGGCAUUGCUGCAAUGGGCCUUGGUGCCGGCCCCGCCCACGCCGUUCACUUCUCCGUGUACGAGUCCGCCAAGAAGGUGCUUUCGUGGGGUGACCCGAAUAGCUCUUUAGCCCACGCGGCCUCGGGAGUCGUGGCCACCGUCUCGAGUGAUGCGGUGCUUACGCCAAUGGACGUGGUGAAGCAGAGGCUGCAGCUCGAGGGAAGCCCGUAUAAAGGCGUGUGGGAUUGCGUGGGGAGGGUAUUUCGGGAAGAAGGUGUUUGGGCUUUCUACGCGAGCUAUAAGACAACGGUUUUGAUGAACGCGCCUUUCAUGGCCGUUCACUUUGCGACUUACGAGGUCGCGAAGAGAGGGUUGAUGAUGAUGGGCCGGGCUCGGGUGGCCUCGUUGGAAAAAGACAGCGACGAGGAGGAGACUUUGUUGGUUCACGCGACGGCUGGAGCAGCUGCUGGAGGGCUGGCAGCUGUCGUCACGACUCCGCUUGACGUCGUCAAGACUCAACUGCAGUGUCAGGGUGUUUGUGGGUGUGAUCGGUUGUCGAAUAGCUCGAUUGUGGAUGUGAUUCAGACGAUUAAGAAGAAAGAUGGGUACAGUGGGCUGAUGCGCGGAUGGGCUCCGAGGAUGCUGUUUCACGCACCAGCUGCUGCUAUCAUCUGGUCUACUUAUGAAGGAGUCAAGAGUUUUUUCCAAAGGCUUAAUGGCCAAAAUGGCUCUGUGCAUUGAGAGAUUUAGUAGCCCUAUAUGAAUAAUUGAAUAUGCAUGUAUGCUGUCCUAUUAAGGUAUUGUUGUGUGAGGCUGAUGCUACUUACUGUCUGUAAUAAAGUUUAUUCACUGAUUAAUUUCAGAGGAUUUGCCAAAUGACAAAACGAUUUAGGGAACAUUCGAUGCUACCAGUGGCUGCAAUGUAGUCAACGGG